UAGAUAACAAGUCAACGAAUGGACGCCUUCGAAACACGACAAUCAUCAUACACUUAAUAAAUUUGCAUUUAUAUCACAUCGAUAUUUUUUGGCCCGAUAGGAGAAUUGUCUGAGAUUGCAUACCAGAUUGAGUGUUUCGUCCGUGACCACAGAAAUAUAAAACUUCUUUUUCUAAAAUAAAUGUAUGGGCUGCGUAAUAUUCCAACUAUACAUAAUCCAACACAAACGUUUAUCAAUAUAAUUAUAUAUUAUCAUUAUCUACGCUUAAUUGAUAUCAAACAAACGUAUCGGACAAGCAAAUAUCAAAGGCAAUUGUUGCUCCUCGUGCAUCAGUAGUCAUUAUGUAAAUUUAACCAUUUUAACAAUAGACGUUUAUUGUGCAGUGUAGAAAACAAAAUGAUAUUAUAGAAUUGAAUUACAAGUGAUAAAUAAGCAGAAACAAUGGCAGAAAAGAAGAACAGCGAAAUAAAAUCAUCAGAUGAGAAUCCGUUAAACAAGGAUGUGGUACCACUGAAGACACCAAAAACGUUUGCAGAAAAAUUUACAUAUGCAAAAAGUAAUAUAACGGUAGAGCCGUUGCUGGCUGGUUUAAUCAUACCCAGUAUAAUAUCGAAGUUUGCUAUGGCAAAUCUGAAUUUAGACAAAGCAUGCAGGGUAAAUCUUGCUUUUGGAGACGAAAUCUGUGAUGUGUUAAUGAAAAAAACAAGCAAUAACCACUCGUCGUAUGAGCUCGAAGUGCAAAAACUGAUAGCGUCCAUAGACAUUUGGAAGGGAAUUAUUCAUACCGCAUUGCCGUGUAUUAUCAUCAUGUUUCUGGGAGGUUGGAGUGAUAAAACCGGAAAGAGAAAAAUUUGUAUACUGCUACCAAUAUUUGGAGAAGUUCUCACAUCUAUUAACAAUUUAAUCAACGUGUACUUCUUUUACGAAAUACCUGUACAAAUUACUGUGUUUCUAGAGACGUUUUUCCCGGCCAUCACCGGUGGUUGGGUUACUAUGUUCCUUGGUGUCUUCAGUUAUAUUAGUGACAUAACUUCCGAAGAGGCCCGAACCUUCAGAGUUGGAUUGGUCAACCUCUGCAUGACUGCUGGUUUGCCUAUCGGUAUUGCUCUGAGUGGAGUUCUCUUGCAAAAAAUGGGAUAUUAUGGAAUCUUUACUAUGACUACGGGGAUGUUCCUCGUUGUGAUGGCCUAUGGAAUUUUCUGUUUAAAGGAACCUGAUCAGUUUCUAAAACAGAAAGGUCGUCCACCGAUAGAACGUGAGAGCAGUACGGAAGUGUCGUUUUUCGAUGUGACUCACGUUGGCGAAACAAUUGCAGUGGCGUACAGGCCCCGUCCCUCCAACAGAAGGGUCAAAGUUAUCCUGACACUUUUCACCGUCUUCAUACUCUUCGGGCCGAGCAUGUCGGAACACCACGUAUUCUAUCUCUUCGUUAGGAACCGUUUAAAUUGGGACAUGGUCAAAUAUGGUCUCUACACCAGUUACUCUAUUCUUUUACACUCAAUAGGCGCCAUGUUUUCCAUCACGGUGUUGAGUAGACGUCUGCAGGUGGACGACUCAUUACUUUGUCUCGUGUCUAUUUUGAGUAAAUUCGUUGGCUCAAUAUGGAUAGCCUUCGUAAGAUCCGAUAUAGAAAUGUAUUUAGUACCGGUCGCGGAAUUUCUUAAUGGCACAACAUUUACAUCUCUGCGAUCGAUUAUUUCAAAACUAGUUGAUAAACAAGAAACAGCUAAGGUAAACUCUUUGUUUUCGUUAACGGAAACAUUGGCAUCGUUGCUGUUUAAUCCAUUCUACUCGUGGAUGUACAUGAGAACUCUCCACGUCCUGCCCGGUGCUGUAUUCCUCAUCAGUGCUGCUCUAAUCGUACCUGCUUCUUUUGUACUUAUUACUUUUUACAUACAACACAAAACGGAAGUACGCAAAGCAAGAAAACAUGCGCUGGAAGCGGAAGAAAAGAAAGAAGCUGAAGCAAAAGUUAGCAAUGCUAUCGCUUUCUACAAUCCCGAUACUAAAGAUCUUAGUAAUAAAAACAUUCAAACAGCAAAUGUUCCUCCACUAUCGAAUAAUAAGACUGUUUCUAAUAAAAUAGAGGCCAGUAAAAAAGAAACUUAAAUUAUUGAAAUCAGCAAUAAAAAAUCUGUCAGAAAUCCGUGUUCCGUAUAAUAAAUACUGACGAAUAAAUGUUUAUCUAAA
Molecule: messenger RNA, 2190 nt
Organism: Galleria mellonella (greater wax moth)
Lineage: Eukaryota; Metazoa; Arthropoda; Insecta; Lepidoptera; Pyralidae
Product: proton-coupled folate transporter-like
Exons: 7
Coding region: 442-2109 (555 amino acids)
Biological process (GO): transmembrane transport
Cellular component (GO): membrane
Molecular function (GO): transmembrane transporter activity
Source: RefSeq, a predicted model, not a curated record